CGGUCACGGCGCGUACGACCCUGGGGCUGGUAGCUCUCGGCUCCUCGAGAUGCCCUGGCGAGCUCCAGGACAGCCGCGCCUCGCGGGGACGGGGAACUACAUUUCCCAGAAGGCCGAGAGAGCUUGGGGUCACAGGGAAAGCGCCCCGUGCGGCACAGCUUCCCGGUACGACAGGGCAGCUUUGGGGGAUGAGUCGGCGGCCGCGAGGCCCCGGCGGAGGCCCUCUAGAGGUGGCCCGGCCCAGGGGACUUGGCGGCCCGGAGCCGAGCCAAUGAGCAGCUCUGUGGCGGGGCCCGACUGCUGCGGCGGCCUCGGCAAUGUCGACUUUAGGCAGGCAGACCUCUGCGUUAUGACCCGGCUGCUGGGCUACGUGGACCCCUCGGAUCCCUGCUUCGUGGCUGCCGUCCUUGCCAUCACUUUCAAUCCGCUCUUCUGGAAUGUGGUUCUUUUAAAACAUCUGCUGACACUGCCCCGGUCGAUAGACAUACAGUCCUGGAGUGCAAGGGCUCCGUUUGCUGGGCCCAGCUGGAGGCCAGCUCCCCGCACCUCUGCUGGCAGAGCGCCCCACCUGCUGGAACGUGUUCCUGCACCAUUAGCCAUACUCAAGGGACGCUGGUCCGCAACAGAUUUUCUCCACCUGCAUUGCCCUGGCCUUCUCUGUGCCUUUCAACUCCCACCUGCUCGUCCACACCAGAACGAAGACGAACAGCAUCGCUACCAUCAGAAAGUUUGCCACACUCCGGACGUGAGCUCUGAGCAUUUGUGUGCAUGAACUCACUUCAUCCUCACAGCAGUGCCACGAGAUAGUGUAUUAUUAGCUCCAUUGUACAGGUCAGGAAACUGAGGCAGAGAGAGGCACGUGAUCUGCCCUAGCUUGAGCUGGAACCCAGAACCUGGUGCUCUUCCCCAGUGUACUGUCCUGCCGGCCACCAGGGUGGAUGUCCAGCAGUUAGGCAUUUAGUGAACGUGAGAAAGCCUCUGUCUCAUUUCAAAUGGGGUAUUUCACAAAUCCACCCUUGGUGACCCUCUUUCUGAGGACAUGUAGGAAAUUUGAGAGGCAAAGAGGAGUGUGUGUCCAGAAAAGGUCCUCAUCAAGUUGGAGAGACGGCUCUUGAGGCCCCUGCAUGGACUCCGAUCGUCUCCUCCCCGGCCCUUGCUUUUGUCUUGUGGACACCCCGAGGGAGGGGCUGCUGCUGGUGCUUUCCGUGACUGAGGCAUCCUUGGCUUUGAUUAUUUUCGUUACAUUACACAUUUUACACCAAAAUAAGCACCAUUGUUAUGAACGACUUUGUAUGGUUUUCUCCCCAUUUUCUUUUCAAAACAUUCUACUGGCUAACACAAUAUCUGGCCUAUAGUAGAUGCCCCAGUAAAUGUUGGAUGAAUAGGUAGAUGGUUUGGUGAAUGGUGAAU
Molecule: messenger RNA, 1410 nt
Organism: Ailuropoda melanoleuca (giant panda)
Lineage: Eukaryota; Metazoa; Chordata; Mammalia; Carnivora; Ursidae
Gene: PEMT
Product: phosphatidylethanolamine N-methyltransferase
Exons: 4
Coding region: 50-772 (240 amino acids)
Biological process (GO): phosphatidylcholine biosynthetic process
Molecular function (GO): phosphatidylethanolamine N-methyltransferase activity
Source: RefSeq, a predicted model, not a curated record